Molecule: messenger RNA, 1035 nt
Organism: Striga hermonthica
Lineage: Eukaryota; Viridiplantae; Streptophyta; Magnoliopsida; Lamiales; Orobanchaceae
Source: the annotation of a GenBank genome assembly
AUGGGUGUGGAUUACUACAAGUUGUUGCAGGUGGACAAAAAUGCCAACGACGACGACUUGAAGAAAGCUUACAGGAAGCUGGCCAUGAAAUGGCAUCCUGAUAAGAACCCUAACAACAAGAAGGAAGCCGAGGCGAUGUUUAAACAGAUUUCCGAAGCUUACGAGGUUUUAAGUGAUGCACAAAAACGGGCAGUUUACGAUCAGUAUGGUGAAGAAGGCCUUAAAGGCCAAGGCAUGCCUCCCCCUGAUGCCGGUGGGCCCGGUGGUGCAACAUUCUUCCAAACAGGCGAUGGGCCGAACGUAUACAGAUUCAACCCUAGAAAUGCGAACGACAUUUUUGCUGAGUUCUUUGGCUUUUCGAGCCCGUUUGGAGGGAUGGGCAGUGGUGGUGGAAUGAGGGGAGGUUCGAGGUUUUCCGGUGGAUCAAUGUUCGGUGGUGAUGAUAUCUUUAGUUCUUUUGGGGAGGCGAGGACUAUGAGCCCGGGUCCUAGAAAGGCGCCACCAAUCGAGCAGAAGUUGCCUUGCAGCUUGGAGGAGCUAUACAAGGGAGCUACAAAGAGGAUGAAAAUUUCUAGAGAGAUAUAUGAUGCCAGUGGGAAGACCUUACCAGUUCAAGAAAUCCUGACCAUCGACAUAAAACCCGGAUGGAAAAAGGGGACAAAGAUCACAUUCCCCGAGAAAGGAAACGAGCAGCCGAACAUAAUCCCUUCCGACUUAGUGUUCAUUAUCGAUGAGAAGCCACACAGCGUGUUCACUCGUGACGGGAAUGACCUUAUCGUCACCCAGAAAAUAUCACUUGCCGAGGCUCUAACGGGCUACACAGUCCACCUCAAGACCCUCGACGAUAGAAACUUGACCAUACCUAUAAAUACCGUGAUCAAUCCAAACUAUGAAGAGGUCGUGCGUGGAGAAGGUAUGCCGAUUCCUAAGGAACCCACUAAAAGGGGUAACUUGAGGAUCAAGUUCAACAUUAAGUUCCCGACUAGACUGACGGCUGAACAGAAGUCUGGGAUUAAAAAGUUGCUUUCUCCAUGA